Molecule: messenger RNA, 1483 nt
Organism: Pocillopora damicornis (cauliflower coral)
Lineage: Eukaryota; Metazoa; Cnidaria; Anthozoa; Scleractinia; Pocilloporidae
Product: low choriolytic enzyme
Biological process (GO): proteolysis
Molecular function (GO): metalloendopeptidase activity; protein binding; zinc ion binding
Source: RefSeq, a predicted model, not a curated record
CGGGGCGUUGAGUCAAAAUUGUUCUCAAAUUCCAUGUCUCGGCGUUUAGUUUCUUGAGUGAAAUUGAUAAAUGACAAUUGUUACAGUCGUUAUCGUUUUUUCAAAGGGUAAACUGAACACCUGCUCUUUGCCUAUAAAAAGCGGUUGAUGCCAACGAGUUGUUGGUCUUCUUGGCCUUUGUUAAAGUGAAGCAAAAUAAUAUAUUUUUGCUCUGAAAAAUUGUCAUGUUUUUGUGGAAAGAAAUCUUGUUGUUAUCAACGGCACUUCAGUUCUUUAGUGCUUUUCCAGUUGAUGACCUGAUGAUGCUUGAUGCGAAAGAGUCGCUGCUUGAAGACAACAGAGCACUUUCAAAGAGGGGAGCUGUACGUUCCUCCCUAUAUAAAUGGCCCACCUCUGAUGAAGAUGGCAAAACAGUCGUCAAGAUUCCCUAUGUGGUUCAAGAUGAUCUUCACUCCAAAGCUAAAACUGAGUUGCAGCGUGCUAUUCAAGAUGUACACGAAGCUACUUGUGUGAAGUUUCAGGCUCGAAAGAGAGAGACCGACUAUGUUAGUUUUCAGCCUGCAGUUGACUACCAAAUAUGCUUUGCCAAAAUUGGGAAACGCUCAGGAAAGCAAGAUGUUAUUCUUGGAACAGGCUGCGAAUACAAAGGAACAAUUUUACACGAGAUCGUUCAUCUGCUGGGGUUUUAUCACGAACACAACCGAAAGGAUCGAGAUUCAUACUUGAAAAUUUAUGAAGACAAUCUUGAUCCAGCUGUUAAGGACGAAGUCAUGAAGAAAACUGACAUGGACAAUUUGGGCUUUGCUUACGACUUCAAGUCCAUCAUGCAAUACAGCAAGACCACAUUUGCUAAGUCAUCAGGCCUGGUCACCAUGGAAGCGAGGUCGGAUCCUAAUAUGGAGCUUGGCAACGAAAACGCCAUGUCCGCGGCUGAUAUCAUGAAGAUUAACAAGUUUUACAACUGCCUACAGAAAAACGACGUGUAUAAAAACAUGGAGGUAAUGGUGCAAACUGGUGAUGGAUAUUGGGAUGGUUCCGACGCCUUUUUGUACCUCGAGCUGAUCGGUGAUAAGGGGAGCUCUGGGGAGAGUAGUGUUGCAAAAGGCGGCCUUUACGACGACUUUGAGGGGAAUGCGAAAGACAACUACCUUGUGGCAUUUAAAGACGUGGGCACUAUUCGAAAGCUGAAGAUCAGAUUACAAGAAAACCCUGACGGAAGUUAUUUUGACGGGUGGACUGUUGCUAAGAUCACCGUCAAAGACGGAGACAAAACUUACAUUUUCGGCGAAAGAGAUGUUUAUCCUGGAGAGACUGUUACUGUAAAUGCUUCCUAAACAUAAUAUUCCAGGCAUUUAUGGGUUUAAUUUAAUCGUUCUGUUGAUUAUGAUAAACAAAAUGAAGGUUAGAUACCAAUGCAGAUGUAGUUUGAUGUCACGAACCCCCAUGUAAAUGAAAUUAAAGUGCAACAAGUGAACUUCCAUGA